AUGCGACUGUCUCUGCAUCAAGCAACCACUAAAGCAAUGGACUCCACUACCAUAGACGAGCCGGCACUGGCCGACGCUGGCAUCAUGGACACAACCAUGGACGAUCUCUUCGGCGAUGUUGCUGACGGCUUGGGCGCCGACUUGACAGGCGAUCUGACUGGCACCCUCGAUGGUGGCUUGAACGGCGCUCUCAGUGUGUCACUUCCUCAAGUACCUCUGCCCACUGAGUCGAUACUCAGAAUCGACGAGUUGCGAAGUCGUGGAUGCUGCUCGAAGCUGGCUUGGGCAAAUACCGGCAGCAUUGUCCGUAUUUCCGAGGAUGGCUCUCGAGUGACGUUCCACGCGAUGAUCAGGGAUGCCAAAGCCGCCUCGUGGAAGAUCAGCGACGAAAACAAGCAUGUCAUCGAUGCUCCAAAUGGUCGCAAAUUCGUUCACGUCCAGUUCAGUGGUCUCGGGAUGGACUUGGCCAUAGCGGACCAUGUUGGGGGACUCCACAUGUACACACUGUUAGGUGCGCUGGGUAGAAUGGGCCCAGCACCGGGUGACUACCAACGUGCGGCUGGACCGAUGACUGAGCUGAACGCUGUUGUUGGCCUGCAUUUCUUGCCUCUAUUCCCCACCGAGCUUAGAGGCCCAUAUCUUGAUCCGGCGGUGAAGAACGGCGAGAAGUGGCAGGUGACCAUGAGGAAUAGAGACCAACCGAAUCUGAGAGCUCACCAUCCAGCGGAAGGCAAACAUGCGUUGCUCCAUAUUACGCGCUCGGGUGUCUUCACUUUGCUCUAUCAGAAUGAAGGCCUUGGUUGGCAAUCGACGAGCAUCCCGCUCGAGCCAAUACGUUCGUCAAACGACCUAAUCUCACAUGCCGAUAUUUGCGAUGAUGGCGCCGACCUGCUUGCUAUCACUUUCGACAAUGCCUCUCGCUUCAGGCUAUAUAGGAUUUCAAUCAGCUGGAAUGCUACUCAGCACACACGAGGACCCAAUCUGAACUUCACUGUAGUCGCACCUGCGCUACAAGUGCAUCACUUGACUGCCUCUGAAAACAUACAUGUGCCGAGGGCCGACUUCGCUAGACUGACACAAUUGCGGCUUGUGCCUGUCGUGCAUGAAGCUGCACAAUUGGGCCCAACUCUGCCCACGAUCGUUGCGAUUUUCACCCACAUCGAUGUGCCGACGGACCCCAGCGGUGGCCAACAAUCUUUCAGCAUAGUGUCCCGUUGGCACAUCGAGACUCUGACGCCAAGUCUUCACGACAGCUUCAAGAAGCUCAAGCCUGGAGGCGACGCGACAAGCGUGUUGAAUCCGAUCACAGUGCUUCGACAACAAGCCGAUGCAGUCUUGGACAAAGUUGUGCUAUGUUUUGGAUCCAUAAUCUACGAUACGAUCUUCGCCUUUGGGACCAGCGAUGGUGGCCUCGAUCUCAGAGACAGGCAUAGUAUGGCAGAACUACAUUUCUCCGGGGAUACAGGAACAGUAUCUGGGUUGCCUCAAGCUGGAUUUGCGCACCUCACAGGUUCCCAGAACGUACACGUAGCCAUGUCUGCUGAUGGAGCGGCGUUGGCCCUCUUUCAACCCGGCGGCAAGCUUGUCGGUCAAUGCAUGGCUUUCACACAUGGCUGGCAGGUCGUUAAUGACAAUGGCAAACCACUCGUGGAAGCUGCAGCCGCUUGUGUUGCUCGAGAGUUCACGUUGCUGAGCUUGCAAAACAUAUCGAACGAUGAAGCGCUCUCUUUGCUUCCUCACGACGCCACGCCAGACCUCAAAGCGAUGAUUGUGAAGAUGAUCCUUCGCUUCGUCAAUCGACCUCCAGUCGAUGCAAUGGAUCAGAUGACGAAGCAGCAAAUGUUCAUACUACGUGAGCCAUUGGUGCCUCGCUCGCUCAGUGCACAAUUGGCAAUGGGCACGAACCACAAGACCGGAGCACGCGACGCUGGAGCUCAAUUCGCCUUCAUUAUGCUGAGUCUACGAGUUGUUGCGGCUACACUUAUGCAGACUUUGAUGAAGCCUGACCCGAGAGUUCAGACGCCCGAGACUCUGGUGUCGCUGCACAGCGUGAUCGAGUGGUUUACUAACCUGAUGAUAUACAUCGUUCAAACGUUCGUCGAGGUCAAGCGGACUUCAAAGCAGGAUGUUACACCAGUCCAGGCGUUUUCCCAGCUUCGUGGGAGCGAAACCAACGUGGCAUUGCAUAUAUUGCUCUGCACAUUUACGCGAGUAGCGAUACGGUUCUCGCUGCCGUUGGUGCAGAAGUACUUCCACUUCUUGCAAGGCGUUCAAGAACGUGCUCGGACCGUGAAAGAUCGACAGCAGAUCAGCGCCAGCCUGGAAAUGGCUUCAAAACUCCCGUUCAAAUAUCAUGAGUUCGAGAAGCUUGUUCUGGAAUUUGAUCAGGCCAUCAGGGAUGCAAUGGCGAAGAACGAUGUGUCUGCGGAUCGCCGUGCUGAUCUCGAGGUUGCAAUGAUGGUCGAUGGUCUGAUACCGACCGAACUGGAAUCGGUCGCAUCAGACUUGCUGGAGACAGUCCUUCCGAAGCUUACUGGCAGCAUGGACAUGAGCAAGCUGUAUUUCUGGCAGACCGAACCACUGGGCAUUCAAAGCAACAGACCUGUGGCGGGCAAGCAUAUCGACGUGAUUCGCAAGUUGCCCAUAGCGACAGACGCAGCACUUCGUCACUGUCGCCAUUGUGGAUCCGUUAUGGAAGAUCUACCUCAAGAGAAGCAGCGAGAGAUGCCGCCCUGGCUGCUUCAUGCUCAACGCCACUGCGUCUGCAUGAAUUACUGGCUUUUACUCUGA
Messenger RNA from Fulvia fulva, 2790 nucleotides. RefSeq names its product Mediator of RNA polymerase II transcription subunit 16. Lineage: Eukaryota; Fungi; Ascomycota; Dothideomycetes; Mycosphaerellales; Mycosphaerellaceae. Bases 1 to 2790 code for a protein of 929 amino acids. The record is from RefSeq and is a predicted model, not a curated record. Gene Ontology annotation, cellular component: mediator complex. The transcript is spliced from 3 exons. Gene Ontology annotation, biological process: positive regulation of DNA-templated transcription.